AUGGUUCAAUUCACCGUCGAGGAGCUCCGCGAGCUCAUGGACAACCCGGUCAACAUCCGUAACAUGUCCGUCAUCGCCCACGUCGACCACGGCAAGUCCACCCUCACCGACUCCCUCGUCCAGCGUGCCGGUAUCAUCUCCGCCAAGAACGCUGGUUCCGCUCGAUUCACAGAUACCCGCCCCGACGAGCAGGAGCGCGGUGUGACGAUCAAGUCGACCGCAAUCUCCCUCUACGGCUCCCUCAUUGACGCCGAGGAUCUCAAGGAUAUCCCUCAGAAGACCGUGAAGAACGACUUCUUGGUCAACUUGAUCGAUUCGCCUGGUCACGUUGAUUUCUCAUCUGAAGUCACUGCUGCGCUCCGUGUCACUGACGGUGCGCUCGUUGUCGUCGACACCGUCGAGGGUGUGUGCGUGCAGACCGAGACUGUGCUUCGUCAGGCUCUCGGUGAGCGUAUCAAGCCUGUUGUCAUUAUCAACAAGGUCGAUCGUGCUCUGCUCGAGUUGCAGGUCAGCAAGGAGGAUCUGUACCAGAACUUCUCCCGUGUCAUCGAGUCCGUCAACGUGGUCAUCGCCACCUACUUCGAUAAGACCCUCGGUGAUGUCCAGGUCCAGCCUGACAAGGGUACCAUUGCUUUCGGUUCCGGUCUUCACGGCUGGGCUUUCACCGUGAGACAAUUCGCUACCCGCUACUCCAAGAAGUUUGGUGUAGACAAGAACAAGAUGAUGGAGCGUCUAUGGGGCGACAACUUCUUCAACGCCAAGACCAAGAAGUGGACCAAGGUCGGCACACACGAGGGCGCGACUCUUGAGCGUGCUUUCAAUCAGUUCUGUUUGGACCCCAUCUUCCGCAUCUUCGACAGCGUUAUGAACUUCAAGAAGGAGGAGAUCCCAAAGCUUCUGGAGAAGCUCGAGAUCAAGCUCACUGGCGAGGAGAAGGAGCUCGAGGGCAAGCAGCUCCUCAAGGUUGUCAUGCGCAAGUUCUUGCCAGCCGCUGAUGCGCUCAUGGAGAUGAUGAUCCUCCACCUGCCAUCUCCCGCUGUCGCCCAGAAGUACCGCAUGGAGACUCUCUACGAGGGUCCUCCUGAUGACGAGUCCGCUCUCGGUAUUCGCGACUGCGACCCCAAGGGCCCGCUCAUGCUUUACGUGUCCAAGAUGGUGCCGACUUCCGAUAAGGGUCGUUUCUACGCUUUCGGCCGUGUCUUCUCUGGUACUGCCCGCUCUGGUCUCAAGGUCCGCAUCCAGGGCCCCAACUUCAUCCCCGGCAAGAAGGAGGACAUGUUCAUCAAGAGCAUUCAGCGCACCAUCCUCAUGAUGGGUCGUUACACUGAGCCUAUCGAGGAUGUGCCAGCUGGUAACAUCUUGGGUCUGGUCGGUGUCGAUCAGUUCUUGCUCAAGUCUGGUACCCUCACCACCGCCGAGACGGCCCACAACAUGAAGGUCAUGAAGUUCUCUGUCUCGCCUGUCGUUCAGCGCUCCGUCGAGGUCAAGAACGCCAACGAUCUGCCCAAGCUCGUCGAAGGUCUUAAGCGUCUAUCCAAGUCCGAUCCUUGUGUGCUUACAUACAUCGCGCCCACCGGUGAGCACGUCGUCGCUGGUGCCGGUGAGUUGCACUUGGAGAUCUGCUUGAAGGAUCUCGAGGAGGACCACGCCGGUGUGCCUCUCCGUAUCUCCGACCCAGUCGUGCAGUACCGCGAGUCCGUCAACGGCACCUCCACUAUGACCGCCCUCUCCAAGUCGCCCAACAAGCACAACCGCCUGUACAUGAUCGCCGCUCCCCUGGAGGAGGGUGUCGCCAAGGACAUUGAGCAAGGCAAGAUCGGACCACGUGACGAUUUCAAGGCCCGCGCCCGUAUCCUCGCCGAUGAGCACGGCUGGGACGUCACUGACGCCCGUAAGAUCUGGUGUUUCGGCCCCGAUACCAACGGCGCCAACUUGCUCGUCGACCAGACCAAGGCCGUGCAGUACCUCAACGAAAUCAAGGACUCCGUCGUCUCUGGUUUCCAGUGGGCGACCAAGGAAGGUCCCAUUGCCGAGGAGCCCAUGCGCAGUGUCCGCUGGAACAUCAUGGACGUCACGCUCCACACCGACGCCAUCCAUCGCGGUGGUGGACAGAUCAUCCCCACCGCUCGUCGUGUGCUCUACGCCUCCACCCUCCUCGCCGACCCGGGUCUCCUCGAGCCCGUGUUCUUGGUCGAGAUCCAGGUCCCCGAGCAGGCUAUGGGAGGCAUCUACGGCGUGCUUACGCGAAGGCGUGGUCAUGUGUUCGAGGAGAUGCAGCGUCCCGGUACGCCUCUCUUCAACAUCAAGGCCUAUCUACCCGUCAACGAGUCUUUCGGUUUCAAUGCCGAUCUGCGCUCCAACACUGGUGGUCAGGCUUUCCCGCAAUUGGUGUUCGAUCAUUGGCAGAUUCUGCCGGGUGGGUCGCCGCUUGAUAGGACGACCAUGCCCGGUGGGGUUGUGGAGACGAUGAGGAAGAGGAAGGGCUUGAAGCCUGAGGUGCCGGGCUAUGAGAACUACUAUGAUAAGUUGUAA
Messenger RNA from Recurvomyces mirabilis, 2532 nucleotides. It is a transcript of the gene EFT2, whose product is annotated as translation elongation factor 2. Gene Ontology annotation, molecular function: ribosome binding; GTP binding; translation elongation factor activity. The transcript has 3 exons. The record is from RefSeq and is a predicted model, not a curated record. Gene Ontology annotation, cellular component: ribonucleoprotein complex; cytosol. Gene Ontology annotation, biological process: translational elongation. The coding region runs from base 1 to 2532 and encodes 843 amino acids. NCBI's taxonomy places the organism in Eukaryota, Fungi, Ascomycota, Dothideomycetes, Mycosphaerellales, Teratosphaeriaceae.